AUGGCGCCUAUCAAUGAUGCGGUGUUUCUCCGUCGCAACAACCAGAUCCAAGAUGCUAUUGACGGGCAGAAUCUGAAGCAGGCCCUGCAGCUAAUCGAGAAACGAAUGAAGAAGGGCGAGAAUACGCGCUUUCUGAAAGCCUGGAAAGCACAUAUUCUUUGGCGCCAUGCGGACGAAGCCCACCAUAAGCGCGGUAUCGCCGAGACACUCGAGUUAUGCAACACGGAACCUCCGACCACCGACAUUGAUACCUUGGACAUCUUGUUCAAGACGUUGCAGAAGCUUGAUGGGCACGAUGCGACAAGGAGCAAUCUUUGGGAGAGGGCAGCAAAGGCGAAGCCUCAGGACCUGGAGAUUCAGGGCCGCUGGUUUACCUACGCCUUUGAGAGCAACGAUUGGAAGUCUGCACAGAAAGUCAGUCUACUCGGAUCAUCGGACGAUUAUCAAUAUGGACCAGAACGUCUACCAGCUGCCAUGAGUCUUCAAAAGAACUUUCCCAAGGAUCGCAAAUACUAUUUCUGGGCCAUUUUCCUCAGCCACCUGAUUGCCAUAGACGAUGCUAGCUCAGAGAUCGAUCGAAAGCUCUUCGGCACCUUGGCAUAUCGUAUGAUUUCGAAAGCCGCUGAUGAAGUUCCGGAAAGUUCUCAAUUAUUGAGUCCUCCCCGAGCCAUCCAAACAUCUGAGGAACUGCGUUUGCUCAUCAGGAUCUACGAAACCCAAGGUCGAAACUCCGAGGUUGUAAAACUCCUGGAUAGUGAGAACCUGGGCCUCAAGUCUCGAAUUGUGCAAAAUGAUACUGCAUUCCUUGGAUAUAAAGCAUUCAAUUUGGGCGCUGGCAAAAUGUGGGAGGAGGCAAUCUCCUACGUGAGGGAUCUGUACACUGUCCCCGAAGAUAAGGAGAAACUCAAAGUUCUCCGCGAGCUUGAUGAUUGGAGUAUUUGGAACCUUUUGAUUCAAGCGACAAAGAACUCUACCACUCCUGGAACUGCUGCCGAGUCGAUGAAGUUUGCGGAGAAAUUCGCAGCAUCUAGCCCCAAGUCUCGGAACGCGGCUCUAGCUUGCCUUGACGCGAUGAUCUGCGGGAUUAGCGACGGAGAAAUGACAACAGAUGACUUGCUCAUAGCGUGCCAGAAAUACAUCGACAAUCAUAUUCACAAAUUGUACGCCUUCAACGACAUUCGAAGGAUUAUCGGUCCCAACAAGGACGGUCUGGCCAAAAUGCUUGAUUAUAUUCUGAAAAACUAUGCUGCUGAAGAGAAGGGGUCUGUUGCUAUGAUCAAUGCUCUAAAACUGGAUUACUGUUUGAACAUCUCAGCAUCGGAGAGCAAGCCUUCUCAGCAAAAGACCGAAGCUCUUAUCGCUCGCUGCCUGAAGCUUUACCAGGCAGCUUAUAAGGAGGGCAAAGCGCAGAAGUCUGAAGGCGGUGCUCAAGGAGCGUCGUCUACCAUUGAAAGCCAGCCCAUCGAUGAUCUCUGCAUCCUUGCAGCCAUGUGUCUUCUUCAGCCUGUCGAAACGAAUGAGGACGAGGCACAGGCACAGGUCCCAGGUACUGCUCUAAUUCGCGCCGCAGCUAUUCUGGAACGCCUCUGCCGUGACUCUCCUCACAACUACCAGGCGCUCCUUCUUCUAGUAAGAGUCUACCUCCUCCUGGGCGCUGGAUCUCUUGCUUUGAGCACUUUCAGCAAAUUGUCCGUCAAGCAGAUACAGUAUGAUUCUGUCGCCCAUAUUCUCUUCACGCGCCUUUCUACCGUUCACCCUCAUUCUGCACCUCCAGUCGAAGGUGCGGAGUACAAGGAUUUCGAUCCCCUUUCGGCCUUUGUCCAGGCUCUUAAUUUCUUCCGGAACUCAGAGGUCAAUACCAUGCGAUUCCGUACUGCGGGUCUGGAUGAGGGAGCCUACGUGAAUACCGAGGAGAUCAUUGAACUUCGGAGAUGCUUGUCCAACAGUAUCACCCGCCGCAUGUACGCUCUCGAUGCACGCCGUGUUCAGAGGCUUGCUGGAGGCGAUCCUAUGACCCGUUAUGAUGAGCUUGAUCCCAUAGCCCGGGAUGGCUCGCCAGUCGUCGAUUCGCGGAAGUUUGGUGCUUUCAUGUCCUGUGAAUUUAUCGAAAAGCCCAGCUUUGAAGAGCGAAUCCGCUUGGGACCGCUACCCCAGACCAAUUGGCUCGCUUCAGCCCGAAUCACGGACCAGCUCUUCAGCGUUUUGAAGGGCAUUGCACUGCAAAGGCCACUGACUCCGGAGAUGGACCUGCCUUCCCUCGAGACUUUGUCCAUUUCUGAAAGUGAGAAUGAUCAGACGGACACAGAGAAGGAGUUCGUUAAGAUCCAUGCGGAUCUACUCAAAGUGGCCACGUUCAUGGCUGGUUCCAAGCUAAAUACCUCAGAGCAAGUUGACUCUGCCCUUGGCCGCGUCGAGGAAUUCUUGGAUAUGAAGAAGAAGGAUUUGACUCUCAACGAAGCCGCUACCUCUCCACUCAUUGCUUCCACGGCAGUGUUCCUUGGAGCGGACACCGGGGCUGGGCCUAGUUGGAGAUAUCUUCACAGUACCUUUGCCCUUCUUGAGACAAUCAAGGCACUGUCGCAGCUGGUCGGGUUGGCAUCCAAAAAGGGAGCCAAGACCGCUAAGUUGCCCAAAGAACGCGUAGAACGGCUUUCUACGCUUGUGUCGGAGAUCUAUGAACUGGUUCGGUCGAACACGCGAGCUUUGAAGCAACGCGUUUCCGCAUCAGGUGUACUGUCCACGUUGGUUGACCUCGUUAUCCAGGGCGAGCAGUCUGCAAAAUCCGAGAAGGAGGUCCAGGACAUCCUGGAGUCUACAUUGGACCCGUCCAACGUUGAGCUGUUCUGUGGUUCUUUGAUGGAGAGUUGGGAGGAGGCUCUAGACGGUGUGAUGGGGGUUAAACUUUGA
This is a messenger RNA of Penicillium daleae, 2907 nucleotides long. RefSeq names its product MDM20/NAA25 family protein. Lineage: Eukaryota; Fungi; Ascomycota; Eurotiomycetes; Eurotiales; Aspergillaceae. The transcript has 8 exons. Gene Ontology annotation, cellular component: cytoplasm; NatB complex. Gene Ontology annotation, biological process: N-terminal peptidyl-methionine acetylation. The coding region runs from base 1 to 2907 and encodes 968 amino acids. The record is from RefSeq and is a predicted model, not a curated record. Gene Ontology annotation, molecular function: protein-N-terminal amino-acid acetyltransferase activity.